UGUUCUCCCAUUUCUAACCAGUCCGCGCUUCCGAUAGGAGGUUGGCCUGACGGUUUAGGGAACCAAUACGAGGCAAAGCGCGGAGCCGUCCGACGAUAAGCCACAUGCGAAGCCCCGUCUACUCCUGGGAUACUCAGCACUCCUUAGUAACAUAAACGGACUACUUUUGUGUCUUCGUAUUGGAGUUUUUCAACGCUUUUUCAUCCUCCUCUGCCAUCCACACCGACUGCCAUCCCCGAACUCAACAAGAUGGAGAACGACGAUAAAUAUCUCCCCGAACUGCUGGCGGAGAAGGACAGCCUGGACUCGUCGUUUACGCAUGCCAUGAAACUUUUAAACGCAGAAAUCGAUAGAGUGCAGAAAGGAGAGACUAAGAAGGAGACAGAGACCUACCUGGACCUUUUCACAACAAAGAACAUCAAACUCAAGGAACGAGUGCUCAUACCGGUCAAACAAUACCCAAAGUUUAAUUUCGUGGGGAAGAUUCUGGGACCUCAGGGCAACACAAUCAAACGUCUUCAGGAGGAGACCGGAGCCAAGAUCUCCGUGCUGGGCAAAGGAUCCAUGAGAGACAAAGCCAAGGAGGAGGAACUGAGGAAAGGCGGCGAGCCCAAGUUCGCCCACCUUUCCAUGGAGCUGCAUGUGUUUAUUGAAGUAUUCGCCCCGGUGCCGGACGCUUACCUGCGCAUGGCACACGCCAUGGAGGAGGUCAAAAAGUUCCUGUUCCCUGAUAUGAUGGAUGAUAUCUGCCAGGAGCAGUUCAUGGAGAUGAGCUACCUGAACGGAGGCCAGGAACAUGGAGGCAGAGGCCGAGGGGGCAUGCCUAUUAGGGGCCGUGGUGUCCCCCCUGCUGGUGCACACAGGGGAAGGGGGAUGCCUCCUCACGGUGCUGCUGCCAGAGGAGGUGUGACUAGAGGAGGCCCAGCCAGAGGUGGAGCAAUGAGGGCCCUCACAGGCAGAGGAGGACCUCCUGCUGCACCCUCAAGAGGGGCUGUGGCACCACGCGCCAGACCGCCAGCUGGCGGACCACCUCAGAGGAUGGCGCCACCCCCUGCUCACCAGCACACAGCCGGUGCAGUUGCAGAGAAUUACGAUGAAUAUGGUUACGAUGAGAGCUACACAGACACGGCCUACGAGUCUUACGACAGCUAUUACAGUCAGCCGCAGGCAGAACCAGAAUAUUAUGACUACGGACAUGGAGAGACAACCGAGUCAUACGAGUCAUAUGGCCAGGAUGACUGGAACGGCACCCAGCGGACGGCUCCAGGGAAAGCACCUCCCGCCUCCAGAGGUGGCAGCACGGCUUACCGGGAGCACCCAUAUCGACAGUACUGAAGCAGACACUCCACCGUUAGUGUUGCCCUGAUAACGCCUGUCUACCACGGCAGCUCUCGCUUUAAGAAGCCCGACAAAAGUAAUUGUCCGUUUUGUCUUUGGUCUUUUUCCUUCACUGGACUUCUACCUGACAGAGCAAAUUGGGAACUGGAAAUUGGAACUGGUUUUUGAGAUUCGACCACAAACGCCCCCCUCCCCCAUCCUUUUGUCAUACUUCCUGUUCAACAGACCCAGCAGUCUAUCCAGCCAACUAAAGUGGCUUUCCGAUUGGUCAGGAUUCGUGGGCACCCUUUCAAGUUUCCAUUCUGAUUUUUUUUGUUUUGGUUCCUGCUGUAUAUUCUUCUCUUACCAUUCCUAUCCCCCUUUGGCUUUUUUGCAUUGUUUUUUCUAAUGUUUGGGAAUAGUCAGUAAUAGUAGAAUUAGUGUCUCAAGAACUAAUUGUCUAAAGAAUCACUUUUAAUUGUUUUAAAUAUAAAGAACCUGUUAAGGGUCAGUUGCAGAUUCCCAUUUAGGCUACAUUUCAAAAUUCUGUUAAUAUAGCCUAUUAAAAGACCUUUCUAACCUUUUUAAUCCUGUCAUAUCAAAACCAAAACCAAAAAUCCUAAGUUAAGGCUAAAGCAAAGUUAAUGGAAUCGGUGCAAUUCAUUCUCUAUAAUGGUUUGUUUUUAAAUAGUUCUAAAACAAUUGUCCCAUUAGUCUUAGGCAGCAAUAUUUGUUAUUGUGCGUAGAGUUUUGAAAUAUAGCCCUAAUAGACACUGUUGAGAUGGAAUGUCCUCAUAUCCUCAUUUUUUAAUCUACUAAAAAAAAAAUAACAAAAUAAUUGUUUAAUGAGAAUCUGGCCGUUAAACGGCCACUUGGUAAUUUAAAUACAGUUCAGGUCUUCAUUGUGAUUUGAUUCUAUACAAACUGCAUGCACAAAGUCCAAAAAAGGAAGGAUUGGGACAAAAAUCUCCACAUGGGUCUUCUCUUACUGUAGAGAAGGGAUCCUGCAGCUCAAUCCGAACUCUUGUACAUAUUUUAAAAUAUCUUAAUUGUACUUACUCUGCCACUAGUAUCUGUACCCUCUCCAUAAAAUGCAUUAUGCUCCAUGUGUAAGCUUGGCUAAAUAGGUUACUAAAUCUGUCCAAAAGAUGGUUUUUGCAGCAGUUUGUCAAUAAAGCUUAGUUUGUUUUUUUAUGAAAUCUAACUGGCUUUAUUUGUUUCCUGUCCUGUUAAAAAUAUUCUGAGCUGGCCUUUUUUUAAACAGCAAUCAGAUGUAGGUGUUUUCCUUUGUUUCUUAUUCAAAAGCGCUUUUUAAAUCUAAAUGAAUGUAUUGACGUCUGAAGGCUUUAACCGUACUAAAUGAUGUCUUGAAUGAUUAUCAAAAGAGCACAACUUAUUCUCUCUCUCUCUUUCUAUACUUUUUAAAAAGGAGCCAGAGGUAAGACCUCUAAAUUAACCUGGAUAGCUUCCUAAUGUGUAUAGAGUUCUAAAGCAUUGAAUGCCUGGGUAUGUAUGAGACUUUUUCAAUCCUCUUACCUGUGGUCGUAAUCGUCAAUGAGAAUUGCUUUUAUAGCAGGUGAAAAUUAACUGAAUUCAAACCACCAUUCAGGUCUAGGCCUCAUUGUCAUGAAUGAUGCGGGCGCGAUGGCUACUUUAGUAGGGCGUAAUGGCAGUGCAAUGGAGAGGAUGCUUAUAACCUAGACAACUCCACUGUAAAGGUAACCUAACCCUAAAUGUUUAAUUUCUUAGUGUGUUUAUCCUUUGACUUAAACCUGCUGGUAAAUCCAAACACUUUCUUUUUAAAAUAUUCUUACAAUCAUGAGAACAAAAAGAUUCAGUUCAAAAGUAAAGAAAAAAAAAAGUAACUUCUAACAUCAUACACUAGUGUAUUUUAUGUACCAAAAUAACUGUUUGUUUUUCUAUUAAAAUAUGUUAGGGUAGUGUUAAUGCAACUCCUGUUAAAAUGAACAGAGCCAAAUCUGUGUCCAUAUCUUCUGCUGUUACUUUUUAUUUGCUUUGUAAAGCUCUACCGUAGGGUUUAAAAUGUUCCACGUAAAUUUAACUUAAAACAAUGUGAGUUGCAUGAUUUUAUCUUCUCUUGUAGAUGUUGCAUGAUCUGUUUCAAGUUUCUCCCAGUGUUUUUAGACAAGGUGCUGAUUAGUGCUUUGUCCUUCCUUCAGGAACAGUUACUGGUCCCUGAGCAUCCAGAGAAAGGGUCUGCUGGAGACCAAAGCGCCCUCAGAGAAACAGGAGCAGCUCGCCGUGAAGGAAGUGGUCAGAUGAAGCUCUCGGGGGGGGUGGGGCAUCCCGAUGGGGAGGAAUAAAAGACAUUGGAGUAAACAAUUCUCUUCUUUCCUGGAAAGGUGGGGGUGGGUUUGAAUGUGGGUGAGGGAGGGUGGCCAUGUCACGCAAAGAUGGCAGCUGAUUUGGGGCCAAACAGGACCAAAAGCAGAAGCUGUUCAUGAGAGACAAGAACUGUUUAAAGGUAUAUGACUUAUCUCUGGUGAAUUACCAUGCAUUAGUGUUUUGUAAUUUUUUUUCUCAAGUGAAAGCUUCUGUACAGUUUCUCUGCAGACCACCCCAUCUACAAGCAACUGGAAAGCUAGCUUCCCAAUUUCCCAUUAAAUUAGCACUUCUUUUAUUGAACGAUGUGAAACAGAUUUUUUAUUUUCUUUACCCCCGAAUCCGACCUAAAAUGGUUUCUUUUGACUUUGAGUAAGACGUGCCUUUCACAGAGGGUAGGGUCAUAAAAACCCUUCAAAUAUAAAUGUUUUUUUUAAGGAAUGCUUUAAAAAAAAAAUAUGCCUCCUCAUUGCAGGAAAUUAUACUGAGCGGUUUGAGCGCAGAUCAGAAUGUUGAGUUCAUGGCAGGCGCGCACAGAUGCUGCGGGACUGCAGGAUUGCUUCAGCCUCCAGGAUGUCCGAUGCUAAUGCAGAAGCACAUUUGCAUGCGCUCACAUGUACCCUGCCCGCAAAUGUAAAACACUUUCAUAUCCAACGGCGCCCUGUUCUCAGCAGUUUCACAUCCAAGUAUUAUAAUUCAGCGAGAUGGAGCCAAGCGAAGCAGCACGAGAGAAAAGGACAGAGGGUGAAGACAGACAUUGCUAACAUCCCUCCCAUUCAUCCAUCUAUCCAUCCACCAUACUUCUGUUGAUUCGAUCCCCCCCCUCUGCCAUUUUCAGCCAUUAUCAGUGAUGAUAUUACAGCAGCCUGUGGUGCCAAGUUACAUCCAGAGGUCAAGAUUCUACUUUCCUGUAUUAAAAACAAAUUUCCCAGUGCCAAUCCACUGGUCAGAGGCAGCAUUAGCUCCAUUUGGCUUAUUGGAAAAGCUUGCUGCUUAUAGAAUAGAGCAUUAGAUAUCAGGACUGAAACCAUCACAGGAGAUGAAACGUCAACGGGCCAUAUCCAAAACAGACCAUUUUUCAGUCUUUAUGUGCUAUUAUGUCUGAAGUAAUGAUUCCUGCGUCUCCUAUAAUCUAAUGGUAGAUAAGUGAUGGUGUGGAAGCAGUCUCGUUCUGAAUCGAUGAACUGUCAGAAAGCAUAAGGGUGUAGAGGAAAGUAAACGUUACUGUGCAUUGAUCAAUAAAGGUAGACUUGACUAUGAGUGAGCCACAAAUCCGUCAUUCUUGAUGUUUUCCUCACCGUUAGCCAUCAGCGCGCCCUGCCCACGUCUGUUCGGUGCUGUCUCGCCUUGUGGAGGGGGAGAUGUGUUAAAAUGCUGAGAUUGUGCGGGGGGGUGCAAUGGACAGCUGGAUUGCUUCCCCUUGGCCUGAGAGAUUCACACCAUCAGAAGAACAUCGCAUGUUGUUGCCUGUUUAAAAAAGGUGAUUCUGAGCCUCCCUUCCAGAUGCAUCAGGAUGGGCUGUAAACUGGGUGGCUUAAUGUAUGCUCACCUCAUGCCCAGUGUCCUUGAUGGUCCAGGGGAAUUGCAGGAAAAGCUCUGAAGAUUUAUAUUUAUGUGGCUUCUAUGAAUAAAUCCACCGUCUGUGCACUGUUGUUUACACAGUCUAUGUUAAAAAGAAAAGCUCAUAACUUGUCUGGAAGAUACAAAGUGGAGGUCAGUGGCAUGAUUAUUUCUGAAUUUUAAUAAAAGGUAGUAGAAUAAGGUUGUUUAUUUCUAUGUAUUAAUGUGCUACAAAGACCCAAACCUACAGUGUACAGCGCCUUGCCCAAGUAUUCAUUCUUGAACUUUGUCCCGUUAUGUCACAAUCUGACUGCAAACAUCUUUGUAUUUUAUGUGAUAAGCACAAACAGUAUAUAUGAAGUGGAUAAAAAAAUUGUGCUGUUUUAAAAAUGUUUUACAAAUAAAAAUCCCAACUAUGGUGUGCA
This is a messenger RNA of Girardinichthys multiradiatus, 5645 nucleotides long. RefSeq names its product KH domain containing, RNA binding, signal transduction associated 1b (gene khdrbs1b). NCBI's taxonomy places the organism in Eukaryota, Metazoa, Chordata, Actinopteri, Cyprinodontiformes, Goodeidae. Gene Ontology annotation, cellular component: nucleus. The transcript has 10 exons. Gene Ontology annotation, molecular function: mRNA binding; poly(A) binding. Gene Ontology annotation, biological process: regulation of alternative mRNA splicing, via spliceosome. Bases 250 to 1335 code for a protein of 361 amino acids. The record is from RefSeq and is a predicted model, not a curated record.